CAGACGCUCAGCUCUGUCUCCUAGGACCUCAGGUGUCAGGAAGCCAAAGAGAUUCCCAGCCACAGUUCGCCGAGCCACCCCGGAGACUCUGUCCCUUUGCGCUUUGGUGCAGUGGGUUACCCUGAACUCCAAUUCCCAGACACUUUGGCAGCUUGGCUCCCAGGACUAGUGUCCCACCACCCUUUCCCAAGACGGGGCAUCCUCCGGCCGGUCUCACCUCCGGACCAGGCCUCAGUGGCGCGUCCCUCUGAGGUCCUUGGAAGAAUCCCACCGCACCGCCCACUCCUAGGCCCCUAGAGAGUCCUUUUUAAUCUUUGCCUGGCGCGGGUUGAUCUCUGAUGCCAAGGAGGAAGCCGGGUGAUAACGAAGUAAGUGUUCCCUGGCCCUGCACUCCGGGCAGUCCCCAGGGUAGUCUGAGAAAGGGCUUAAGGCACCCUUAGUGGACUUGGCCUUCUUUCCGGGGCUCAUCCUGGUUCCCCGGCACCCCGGGGCCUUCGAUCCCUUGUCCACUUGACUCUCUGGAUUUGACAUCUAAACGCAGUGGUCUCCUAACUCUCCACGGACAGACCGAAACGGAAAUUGUCUUCAGACAUGACAUGGGCAUCCUUAGAAAGAAAUGAAUGAUCCCCCGCCAAACCCCAUCUCUACUAGAGAAACAUUUGGCCUGUUUUUGGUUCCUAGAAGCCGUGGCCCGCCAGCUAAGGCUUUCUUAAGGUGGCCAUUUCCAGGAAGGUUUAAAUGCGUGUCCUAGAGUGGAAAGAAAAAAAAUCAGACCAAACUUUCAGUGCUCUGGAAGAGGUAGCCUGCCUCUGGAAAGGCUUCUUUGCCUGGGUGACCAAACUUGAGAACCAGAGAGGCCAAGGGAAUGCCGGACCUUUAGGGCCCGAAGCCUGAAAGCAGAAGUGCAGAGAGCUUGGCACUCUACGUCCUACCAGGGCAGUCGGGCCUAGGUGGCCCACAGCCAGAAUACCACCGAAGGUUGACCUGGGCUGAACGCCUGGCAAGCCAAAACCUCAGAGGAACCAAGCAACACCGUCAUUAAAAGUGCAGGCCUUAAGAGGACUUAGGCCUGGGAAGAAAGAAAAACAGCCGCGAAAGAAAAACUAUGAGCCUUAAAUCGGAGCCUAGGAAGUCCCAUUGCUUUUUUGUUGUUGUUGUUGCUUGAGAGAAAUAGAUAAAUAAAAACAACGGAGAGGUUGUGAAAGAGGAGACCUUUGGCUACAUAAGGGGAAAAAUUAGGGCUAGAAGCACCCUAGAAAAGUCUCUGUGGAUCCCCCUCAAAAAAUGAGUACUGAAGUCCUAAUAUCAUCAAUUCUUCUUAUUUCGCGGUCAUUGGGCUGGAGGUGGAUUCUGCAGUUCUAACAUCAAGAAGACACCCUGACCCAGGACCUUAAACGCUAGGACCCGGGGAAGAGGAAAAGGAAAGGGGAAGGAGGAAAAGAGAAAGGAAGACUAGGACAAUCCUACAGAUCACCAGAAACUUUCCACCCUGGAUUCUCUACUUUUGCUCCAUGGACAGAGCCCCAGCCAGCCAAGUUUCAGACAGACCGUGAGCAGUCCCAGCGCGUUUUAUUGCGACCUGCCGGUGGGAACUUUGUCUCCAAAUCGGAGCAGCAUGGAGCGGCGGAGCGAGAGCCCGUGUCUGCGGGACAGCCCCGACCGAAGGAGCGGCAGCCCCGACGUCAAGGGGCCUCCCCCGGUGAAGGUGGCCCGGCUGGAGCAGAACGGCAGCCCCAUGGGAGCCCGCGGGAGGCCCAACGGCGCCGUGGCCAAGGCCGUGGGAGGUAACAGCCCGGAGCUGGGAGGUUUGAUGAUUCCUGUCUUCUGUGUGGUAGAGCAGCUGGACGGCUCUCUGGAAUAUGACAACAGAGAAGAGCACGCCGAGUUCGUCCUGGUGCGAAAAGACGUGCUUUUUAGCCAGCUGGUGGAGACCGCGCUCCUGGCCCUGGGCUAUUCCCACAGCUCUGCAGCUCAGGCCCAAGGAAUAAUCAAGCUGGGGCGGUGGAACCCCCUCCCGCUCAGUUAUGUGACAGACGCCCCUGACGCAACCGUGGCCGACAUGCUUCAAGACGUCUAUCACGUCGUGACGUUGAAGAUCCAAUUACAAAGUUGUUCGAAGUUGGAAGAUUUGCCUGCGGAGCAGUGGAAUCAUGCCACAGUCCGCAAUGCCUUAAAGGAACUGCUCAAAGAGAUGAACCAGAGCACAUUAGCCAAAGAAUGCCCUCUCUCCCAGAGUAUGAUCUCAUCCAUUGUAAAUAGCACGUACUAUGCCAAUGUGUCAGCAACCAAGUGCCAAGAGUUUGGGAGAUGGUAUAAAAAGUAUAAGAAGAUUAAAGUGGAAAGAGUGGAGCGAGAGAACCUUUCAGACUAUUGUGUUCUGGGCCAGCGUCCAAUGCAUUUACCAAAUAUGAACCAGCUGGCAUCCCUGGGGAAAACCAACGAACAGUCUCCUCAUAGCCAAAUCCACCACAGCACUCCCAUACGAAACCAAGUGCCCGCCUUGCAGCCCAUCAUGAGCCCCGGGCUCCUCUCACCCCAGCUCAGUCCGCAGCUCGUCAGGCAGCAGAUAGCCAUGGCCCAUCUGAUCAACCAACAGAUCGCCGUCAGCCGGCUCCUGGCUCACCAGCACCCUCAAGCCAUCAACCAGCAGUUCCUGAACCAUCCCCCCAUCCCCAGAGCAGUGAAGCCAGAGCCGACUAACUCCUCUGUGGAGGUCUCUCCCGAUAUCUACCAGCAAGUCAGAGACGAGCUGAAGAGGGCCAGCGUGUCCCAGGCUGUCUUCGCCAGGGUGGCAUUCAACCGCACACAGGGAUUACUGUCAGAGAUUCUGCGUAAGGAGGAAGACCCCAGGACUGCCUCCCAGUCUCUGCUCGUAAACCUGAGGGCCAUGCAGAACUUCCUCAACCUGCCCGAAGUGGAGCGUGAUCGCAUUUACCAGGAUGAGAGGGAACGGAGCAUGAAUCCCAAUGUGAGCAUGGUCUCCUCCGCCUCUAGCAGCCCCAGCUCCUCCCGAACCCCACAGGCCAAAACCUCGACACCGACAACAGACCUCCCUAUUAAGGUGGACGGCGCCAGCGUCAACAUCACAGCUGCUAUUUAUGAUGAGAUCCAACAGGAGAUGAAAAGGGCCAAGGUGUCUCAAGCCCUGUUUGCCAAAGUGGCUGCGAACAAAAGUCAGGGCUGGCUCUGUGAACUGCUUCGCUGGAAGGAAAACCCCAGCCCAGAAAACCGCACCCUCUGGGAGAAUCUCUGCACCAUUCGCCGCUUCCUGAAUCUUCCCCAGCAUGAGAGGGACGUGAUCUACGAGGAGGAAUCGCGACAUCACCACAGCGAACGCAUGCAGCACGUGGUCCAGCUCCCGCCCGAGCCUGUGCAGGUCCUCCAUCGACAGCAGUCCCAGCCGACCAAGGAGAGCUCUCCUCCCAGAGAAGAAGCGCCCCCACCGCCCCCUCCCGCCGAAGACAGUUGUGCCAAAAAACCCCGCUCUCGCACCAAGAUCUCCCUAGAAGCCCUGGGCAUCCUGCAGAGCUUCAUCCACGACGUCGGCCUCUACCCCGACCAGGAAGCCAUCCACACCCUCUCGGCCCAGCUGGAUCUCCCCAAGCACACCAUCAUCAAGUUCUUCCAGAACCAGAGGUACCACGUGAAGCACCAUGGGAAGCUGAAGGAGCACCUGGGCUCCGCCGUGGACGUGGCGGAGUACAAGGACGAGGAGCUGCUGACCGAGUCGGAGGAGAACGACAGCGAGGAGGGCUCGGAAGAGAUGUACAAGGUGGAGGGGGAGGAGGAGACCACGGAGAAGAGCAAGGCGGCGCCCGCCGAAACCGACCAGAGAUAAUGUGAACUCCACCAGAUGAAGCAAUAUAUGGGUCCAAGGACUUUCUGUUUUCGUUUCUUUAAAAAAAAAAAUCUCUUGGCUUUGUUUUUAUUUUGGUUUUGUUUUUAUGGUCUGUUUUAUUUUUCUUACCCGUAAUGGCAUUCCUCUGUCGCACAGGAUCGCCUAUAGACUGAGUAAACUCAGUGGUUCUGAGUCGGGUGUCACCUUGGCAAAGACACUAAGUGUCAAACUCUGACCAUUGACUGGACCAUAGUGAUGCCAGUCACGGGAGACUCCGCCUUCAUUCCCCUUGCUCUUAUGGAAGAGACACCAGGCAACUUCCAGGACGGAAAGACCCACGAGAUAAAUGAAGGAAGCUACGAGUGUGUGUAUAUGUAUAUGUAUAUAUCUCUAUAUUUACAUAUAUAUAUAUUAAAAAUUGCAUGGGACAGAGAACUUUACAAUCCGAAAGAAGAGACUGUGAAAUGAGUUCUUAAAGAAAAGACUUGUUUAUGUAUAAA
Molecule: messenger RNA, 4338 nt
Organism: Microtus oregoni (creeping vole)
Lineage: Eukaryota; Metazoa; Chordata; Mammalia; Rodentia; Cricetidae
Gene: Satb2
Product: SATB homeobox 2
Exons: 13
Coding region: 1616-3838 (740 amino acids)
Biological process (GO): regulation of transcription by RNA polymerase II; chromatin remodeling
Molecular function (GO): DNA-binding transcription factor activity, RNA polymerase II-specific; RNA polymerase II cis-regulatory region sequence-specific DNA binding
Source: RefSeq, a predicted model, not a curated record